Eupeodes corollae is the source of this 3597-nucleotide messenger RNA. It is a transcript of the gene lft, whose product is annotated as protein limb expression 1 homolog. Lineage: Eukaryota; Metazoa; Arthropoda; Insecta; Diptera; Syrphidae. Gene Ontology annotation, cellular component: cytoplasm. The transcript has 5 exons. Bases 1378 to 2901 code for a protein of 507 amino acids. The record is from RefSeq and is a predicted model, not a curated record. Gene Ontology annotation, biological process: autophagosome maturation.
CGGUCUUGCACAUAUCAACUGUGUGUUAAAAGAAAAAGAAAAGCGCGUGCGCCAUCUAGAGUUAAAUUCUUGUACGAAAUAAAUAUUUUCCUUCGCCUGGUGUAUACAUAGCUUCACCGUUAUAUCAGGUAAAAAAUUCUUCUCUAGGAGAUUCUUUUGUCUGUGCGAAUUUUCGCGAAUUUCAAUUUUCAUUCCCAUUUGCUGAAUGGGAUGAUGCGGUAUUUUCUAUAAAAAUUGUAAACCUAGCCAAAGUCAAACUUUUGCGUUUUCGAGUUCUUUAAGCGAUCGUGUGGUGUAUUAAGUUUAAGUUAACACUCGCUGAUGUCUGUUGUGUCUUGUGUGAGUUGUUAACACCAAACCAAAAUAUCGAUUCGGUUUUAAAACAACAAAUCUAAGCGAACGAUUUUUUUUGUUUGAUUUUUUGAUAUCAAAAGUCGGUGCACGUAAUUUGAUGUGAAUUUAUUGGGAAUCAAUAAUAAAAAUAAUAAAAUUGUGUGGUAUAAUUCAUAAAAAUAUUUCCAAACAAGAUAUUAAUAUACUCCAAACUCCACUAACUUAUAAAGAUAGAGUUGGAGAGGACGGGUGGGGUUAGAUCUUAAGGUGGUCAAAGAGACUACAGACGACGAAAACGACGACGCACGGACGGACGGGUGUUUUUUAAAGGUAUCGUUCUUCAAGUGAAUAAAGUGCACCAGUGCCACAAGACCAAAGCGCGAGCGAGUGAUCGGUGGGAAGUACAUCUUAUAUAGGUAUUUUACCUGUCUUUGGGUAAAUUCGGUUUACUAUUUUGUCCAUUGUGUGCUUCAAGCCUUCAAGUGCUGCGGUUUCUUUAUUUGAGAUUUGAGAAGGGAGCAAAUUCCUUUUGCGCUUAGUUUCGAUUUUACUAUUUUUAUUGUGAUUUUUAUUAAUUUCGUUUAUUCUUAUGUGUUGGCCGUGUUAUUGUUAUUGGUACCAAUAACCUAUACCGUACCGUACCGUACACCUAGUGCUAUACAUAGUUUAAUUCGUGAAUCACUUCGAGAUAAAGAAGAAAUAUCAAUAAAAUAAAAGAGAGUGUGUGUUGAAUUUCAGUUUGCCGGGGGACUUAUUUGUAUACCUAUGCGGAAGUCGCAGAAUAGGAACGAGUUGGAGGUGUUUCUUUAAGUUUUAAUUUUUAACGGCAGUCAAUUUGCGCACAUAUUUGUCACAUAAACGAGAAUGUAUGCUGCUCGCUUCAAUCCAUUAAAUACGCCAAAGUUAGUAAUCUAACUGGAAUAGUUCCUUUUCAAAACAAGGACAUUUACCAUUUAAAUGAUGAUCACAAAACAAAACCGAAUAAAAUGUUCAUACCUACAUAAAUGAAAAUAACAAAAAUUAAAAUCAUGAACAAAAUAAAGAAUGUCCCUGCUCACAAUAAUUCCAAAGCAACAAUAUUCACAUGUUACGCUACCAAAAAAUCUACACCAACCCACUAAAGUAAUGAACAAACUCAAAACCAGUGAUCUACUGGCAUCGCAUAAACUCAAUGUUCUCGAUAGUCAACAAAAACAACAGCAACAACAGCAACAACUUCAGUCUCAUAGCAUUCGAAAUAGCAUUCGGUUUUUUGGUAACAAGGACCUUAUUGAGAGUACCAACAGUAGCAGAAGCAGCAGCAGUCUAAGUACUCUUGCUAGUAAUGGUAGUGUCGUUAUAAUGAACAGUAGUACUGGUCAACCAAAUACACAACAGUUAUUGAAACAAUCUAGCGACCAGCUUCAGCUACAGCAGCAGCAACAUCAGCAACAACAACAACAAUCAUCAACAGCCGCAUCAAUGGUUGUUAAAAAGCAAGCAGCACCACAACACCACCAGCAACAGCAACAGCAACAGCAGCAGCAACAACAACAACAACAAAUCGCAACAAAUUUAUCAGGAGCAACAGGAGCAGCAACGGUAGGAGUUGCAACAACUGCAGCUACAGUGGCAGCAUCAGUGGCAUCAGUAACCGGCAAUCAUCUUGUCGUCCGGGGGAAUGGUAAGAUCCAGGCACCAAUGCAACCUCCGCCGACAUCAGCCAACAAUAACAACAACAGCAACGGACAGACAAAUGGGACAACAAUUGGGACGGCACCCGACGCGCGGGCCAAACAGGUGCUAAAGGAAGCUGUCGAUGCGGUGGUAAAUAGUUUUGCCAAACAUACCCAGGGAUAUGGCAGAGUUAAUGUAGUGGAAGCUCUACAAGAAUUCUGGCAAAUGAAGCAAGCUCGUGGAGCUGAUUUGAAAAAUGGUGCUCUUGUUAUUUAUGAAUCGGUACCAUCAAAUAGUCAGCCGUAUGUUUGUUAUGUAACCCUGCCUGGUGGAAGUUGUUUUGGAAGUUUUCAAAACUGCCCAACUAAAGCUGAAGCCCGUCGAAGUUCAGCGAAAAUCGCUUUGAUGAAUUCGGUAUUUAAUGAACAUCCAUCGCGAAGAAUAAGCGAUGAAUUCAUUGAAAAAGCUGUACAAGAAGCUAGAGCAUCAUUUAAAGGCGAUGCUCAAGAAGGCGAUGGUCCUGAUACUGGCAUUGGUGCCUUUAGAUUCAUGUUAGAAGCCAAUAAAGGUCGCACAAUGUUAGAAUUUCAAGAACUUAUGACAGUUUUUCAAUUAUUACAUUGGAAUGGCUCGCUUAAAGCAAUGCGUGAACGUCAAUGCUCUCGGCAAGAAGUUGUCGCACAUUAUUCAAAUCGUAGCUUAGACGAUGAUAUGCGUGCUCAAAUGGCUUUAGAUUGGAUUGCUCGUGAACAAGAAAAUCCAGGUGUAUUGGGUAGAGAGCUAGCACAAGCUGAGAGAGAAUUAGAGACUGCACGUUUGGCUGGACGUGAGCUGAGAUUUCCAAAGGAAAAAAAGGAUAUACUUAUGUUGGCGCAUACACAAUUAGGUGGUGGGAAUGCUAUGAAUAGCUAAAGUUAAUAAAAUAAAAAGGUGAUUGAAGAAUAUAAAGUAAAUAAAACAACCAGAACCACACAAAAUAAUAACAACAACAAUACGAACAGCAGCCCUACUUAAUGAAUUUAUUAAUUUUAUAUACCAUAUAAUAUCUAAUCUCUAACAGCAAUUUUAUAGAUUUUAUUUAAAGGGUAGAUGUAGAAGCGUGUUUUAUUUUAUUUUUAUUUAUAUUUUUAUAAUGUUUUUUUUUUAAGUGCCCAGAGAAUUUUCCAUAAGAAAAAUGAUCUCAUUGACGGAUACAUAAUUUUAUAGGCACAUGAGCCCAAAUUUUCUAAGUGAAAGUACGAAUGGGAAGAAAAGUAUAAACAAAAACGAUGCGAUGUGUUCUUGACAAUUAAAUCUUGAAACAGUCAAUUAAAUAACAUUCUUUUUAUAACCUGAAACAUUACAGCAUAUAUUGUUUGCAAUAAUUUCAAGCCUUUUUGUUUCGAUCGAUAAACCACCAUUAACAAUUUUUUCACUGAGCUUAACAUUUUUACCAAAAAUCUUCUCAAAAAAGUGAUAACUUACACUCAAUAAAAAAUUAACACUAAUGCCAACAUUCAACAAUAACCACUUAAAUUUUGCAACUUAAAAGUGGAAUUUUAAAAAACAACACUAAUGCCAACAUUCACCAGUAACCACUGAAAUUUUAGAACUUAAAUGUGAAAUUUU